AUGUCUGAGAAGCCAACAUAUUUUCUGGACAGCAACCCAAAAAAUAGAAGGAUGGUGCUACAAAAUGGAUUCAGUACACCUAGACAAUCAAUUUCUCUAACACAGAAAUGGUGUCCAGAUUCAAAGGUGAAAGAUAGAGCUCUCAACUACUUCCCCGAAGCCACAAUAGCUUCCAGCGAAGUCACAUAUUUACACCUAUUAUAUUCUAUAACACCUAUCAUUGCCUUCCUUACAAGACCUGCUUUACAAAGCAUUGUUUCAAAACAAGUUGGGCCAAAUGAACAGGGAAUUGCUCAAGGGUGCAUUGCAGGCAUAAGCUCAUUUGGCAAUAUUCUUUCUCCAUUAAUAUAUACUCCUCUAACAGAUCUAUUUUUAUCUGAGAAGGCUCCAUUCAAUUAUCCUGGAUUCAACUUGUUCUGCGUCGGCCUUGCUUGGUUGAUAGCUUUAAUCCCUAGUAUGAUGAUACAGUUUGGUCCCAAAAAUGCAAUACUCAAAAUCAGAGACGGUGGCUGUACCUUGGAUGCCUAA
Messenger RNA from Solanum verrucosum, 528 nucleotides. RefSeq lists its product as uncharacterized. NCBI's taxonomy places the organism in Eukaryota, Viridiplantae, Streptophyta, Magnoliopsida, Solanales, Solanaceae. Bases 1 to 528 code for a protein of 175 amino acids. The record is from RefSeq and is a predicted model, not a curated record. The transcript is spliced from 7 exons.